Cucumis melo (muskmelon) is the source of this 909-nucleotide messenger RNA. RefSeq names its product EG45-like domain containing protein 2. Lineage: Eukaryota; Viridiplantae; Streptophyta; Magnoliopsida; Cucurbitales; Cucurbitaceae. The record is from RefSeq and is a predicted model, not a curated record. The transcript has 4 exons. The coding region runs from base 273 to 719 and encodes 148 amino acids.
UAAUAUUCUCGAUAACCUAACAUAACAAAGAGAUUAACAUUUUAAUUUUCUUCAAAGAAAAAGAAGAGAAAAGAACAUUUUAAUAAAGGAAGAAGAAAUGUCCCCACUCUCAUUGUCAUGGAAGAACCCUUCCAAAAAUUAGUGAUAAAAAAAUAAUAAGAUUAUUCAAAUCUCAAGAACAUAGAAAACCCAAAAUCCAGAUCUCCAAAAACCCCUCUUCUCAAAACUCUCACCAUUUUUGACUUUCAAAUCCCUAAUUUUCCUUCGAAAAAAUGUUGAUCAGAGAGAAUCCCUUUCUUCAAUGGCAGCAACUCUGUUUCGUGUUCUUCCUCUUCAUCUCUCACCUUCUCCAUUUCUCCCAUGGCGACGUCGGCACUGCCGCCAAAUACCCUCCGCCAUAUUCCCCGACGGCGUGUUUCGGGGGAGAUUUAAGUCAAUUUCCGACGAAUAAUAUGUUUGCGGCGGCGGCGGAUGGGAUUUGGGAGAACGGAGCGGCGUGUGGGAGACAGUAUUUUGUUAGGUGUUUUAGUGCGUCGGAACCGGAGGCGUGUGUGGCGGAUCAGACGGUGCAGAUAACGAUCGUUGAUCAUAUUGAAUCGAUUGUUUCGACGCCGACGGCGCGGGGAACGACGAUGGCUCUUUCCUCGACGGCGUAUAAAGCUAUUGUUAAUACUUCAGCUACCGUUCAAUUCGUCACCAUUGAAUUUCUCCAGGUAUGAUGUGUACAUGUGUUGAACAAAUGGGUUUCCUUCCUCAAUUAAUCCAACAAUCUGCCACCUCUGGCUCCAGCUCCGGUCACCGAAAACCUAUACCCCACCGCAAAGGUAGGCCUCAAUGGAGACCUGACCUGCCAGACUACAUCAGCGACAACAUGGAGCCAGAUUUGGAUUCAACGGAGGAGGUGACAGA